CGCUACGCGGUCAUUUGACGGCGUUGCGGCGUCGAGGGGCCGCGACGCGUGCCAGUGAACGAAAGCUGCACUCGUCCUGCAUCGCUGCGGCGGGCUGCGCAACUGGUGCGCCACCUACGAGCAGUCUGGCCUCGCCUCAGGUUUGACUGGGCAGCCCAAAAAGCUGCCCAAAAGCCACAAAACAGGCGGAAGGGACCGAAGCGGACGCUGCCCAACACCAUGGCUUCUGUCGCACCGGAAGCAGGCGAGCUGGCGCCGGAAGGCAAGCUGGCGCCGGAGACGAAACGACCGUGGAAGCUCUGCAGCGAGACCAUGCAUGUCAAGGUCAUCGUGGUCGUUAUGACGGUCGUCAUGGCGGCGUUCGAGGUCGGCGACCGCAUGCUUGUGGUCGACUUCGUCGUCUCCUUCUUCACGGUCGUGUCGCUGGAUCUCUUCGAGCGGGUCGGGGAAGGGGGCGCGAUCCUGGGCGUGCUCCUGGCGGUGUCUUGUGUGGCCGCGGUAGUCUGGGGGUCGCGGAAGAUCGAAGCCAUGGAGGCCUAUGCUGUAAAAUUUGACGACGCCUCCGCAAAAAUCCUUAAAGACACAGUGAAUAUCGGGCCGCCAAGUCUCAAGGCUCCUGACUUGCGGCAGGCGUCCGAUGACAUCGACGAGCUCAUGGGCGCCGCCGCCGUGGUUUUCCCAGCGUUCAAGACGGAGGUACUGCAGCGCCUCGUGGCGGACGGCUCGCGCUACGAAUGCAACCUGAAGACGCGGGAGCGCGUGCGCGAGAAGGUCAAGCUCGAGUACAACGGCGACGCGGCGAAGAUCAAGGAUUUAUGCCGCGGCCUCGUCGUCGCGGAGACGCUGCCGGCGCUGGAAGCCUCGUGUGCCGCGCUCCAGAAGCUCGCCGACGCGGGCGUCGUCGAAAUCCUCCAGGUCAAGAACCGGCUACGGGAUCCGCCGGAGGGCGAUGGGCCCACCGCGAGCGGCUACCGGGAUCUCAACGUCAACAUUCGCUUCCAGAAGCAUAUAUGCGAGGUCCAGAUCAUCCACAGCGAGUUACUGAAGCUUAAAACGAACCAGGCUCCUGUCUACAACUUGGUACGGUCCCUGGGCCUCGUCGGACCGCUCCCCGCCACGACGGCGCCAGAGACGCGCCGCCGGCCGCCAAAGCGCACGAGGGCGGCGCUGAUAGUGCUCCGAAUAUUCAUGGCGCGGCACGCCGCGUACGUGGGAUGGAACUACGUGGUGCAGGGCUAUGGGGCGGACAUGGGGCUCGUCGCACCGGGCCAGGUGAAGAUCAGGCUGAUGACAGCGCCAGCCCUCGUCUACGCGGCCGCCAUGGCGCCGCCGUAUUUAUUCUGCGCGUUCCUACUAAUCCGGGAUCUUCUUGCGCAAUUCGACUCGACGUGCGCGCGCUUCGGAGCCGUCGCAGCGAUUUGGUUCCUCCAAGUCAUAUUAGGGGCGGGAGAAACACUGUACAUGGGUGGAGCGAAUCUCCAGCACGGCACGCUCGGUGCGCUCGGCUACGCGGCGCUAUAUUUCUUCAAUUGGCUAUUUGUCGUGCCGUGCCUGGCGGCGGCGGCGGCCGUCUCGCUGCGCCGCGGACGCCGCAAAACGCACGUGUCCCGGGUGGCGCUCCUGUACGAAAAGUAUCUCGGUCUUCGUGGGUUGUAUUACAGAUGGAAGAUCCUCGGGCUCCAGUACCUCACGAUUCUCCUGCAAGCGGUGACGAAGCUCCCCGAUGUGGGCGCGCUCGUGUGGACCCAAUCGCACUUCCAGUACAGCCCACUCGUCGACCUGGGAGGCGCGCCGUCGGCGCCGGCCUACUGGUUUUUCUUCAUCAUGCUUGCCAUCAACAGCCUUUAUCCGGGCGCCCUCUACUACUACGCGGCGCGCUCCUCGUCUCGCAGCACAGACACCGUGGCAGCCCUCUGCGACGUCACGCUCGACCUCUCAUAUUCCUUCGGUUGGAUAUUCGUGACCAAGCAGUUCGUUCGUUUCUGCCGCUGGACCCCAACCUCGUUCUUAGAUUCGCUCGGUCUCUUCACGCCAGUCGUGCACUUGUUGUUCACGUGUAGGGCAGUCGAGGCGGCGGCAGCUGACGAACGACGCCCCGCAACGGCGAGACAUCCGUCGAAAAAGGCGUGUGCAACCCACUCGUUGCUCUCUGUCGCCACGCUAGCUGUCAUUAUGGUCGUGUCCUGCCGGGACCGGUACCCGUUCAAGGCGCAGAACCGCUGCAGCCCGUGCGAAUGCGAGGGAUCGGUCCUCACGUCGUGCAAGCUCGCCAACGUGGCGCGCACAUGGACCCUGGACCUGAGCGACAAGGGUAUAACGGAAGUACGACCCGAAGCGAUGCGGGACGUGAGGUCCACGCUCUACAACCUGUGGCUGAGUGAUAAUGAGGGAUUGAUGGCGCUCCCGCCCUACCUCUGCGAGGACCUGGAAGUAUUGAUGACGCUCUCGCUCAUGCGCACGGGCAUCACGGAGUUACCGAACCUCGCGAACUUGAAAUACUUCGAGAAUCUCUUCCUCGACGGCAUGAACAUCUCGUCCAUACCGGGCGACACAUUCGCGGGCUCGCGGCUGCGCUUCGUCCACGCCACGAAUAUGCCGAAUUUCCAGCUCGACGCCGCCACGUUUGCCAGGACAAGGCAGCUCACGGCCGUCUGGAUCGGUGGCUCAAAUACGGACUGCGUCGCGCUCCCGCACGAGGCGGCCUGCAUCGACCAACGCUGUCGCUUCGUCUCGGAGCUCAAUGCCGAAUCAUUUCUCAACCGCAUCUUCAAGAAAGGUCCCUGCUUGUCGGAAUACGACGGCGCGCCGGGCUGCGGCGCAAUGCCGUGCUUCCCGCAGUCCUGCUUGACUCCAUCGUGAGGUGUCUCGGAGCGUCGUGGCGCACGACACUUCCUCUGCCCAUACUCCCCCUUCUAGAAACGACCCCGCCGAGGGGUCUCCUGGCGUACUUCCUGCGUGCCGUCGCGCACGGCGACGCAGUUCCCCCGAGUCUUCCCCCUGUCCAUACUUCCCCGUCGUUAACUAGAUCGGGGGGCAGCACGCCUCACGCGGCAUGCUGGAAUGGCCCUAGGCCGUCCCUAGGCGCUUGGUAGGGUGCGAUGCGG
Messenger RNA from Pelagomonas calceolata, 3104 nucleotides. NCBI's taxonomy places the organism in Eukaryota, Pelagophyceae, Pelagomonadales, Pelagomonadaceae. The record is from the annotation of a GenBank genome assembly.